AUGGUGGAUCCUUUACUGUCCCUGCUCAAGAUUGUUGUAUACAUAAUUUUUGCAACGAUAGGUGUUUUUGGAAAUCUGGCAAUUGUUAUAAUAACUUUUAAGUAUAAGUCAUUGCAAUCUAGAUGUUGCGUUCUUAUUGGAAUUAUGGCUUUCUUCAAUUUAUUUUACUGCAUUUAUUUUAUCCAAUUGAGGGUGAUGAUGAUUAUGGAAAUAUACAAUAUUACGAACAAUUUGUGUUUUUUCCUAUCGAUUUAUGGAAUAUUUUCAUUAAAUAUGCAGAGUAUGAUUGGUCUUUUUAUUGGUCUUGAUAGACUGUACAGUGUUUCAUUUCCGGUUAAAUAUUCUACAAUUCCAGUGUAUCAGUAUGGUAUUGUAUUUUCCUGUUGCUGUAUUCUUUCAUUAGUCGUAUCACUUGCAAAAUUAUUUUACUUAUCAGAAGAUAUUGUUUUAACGGUUUGUUACCCAACUACAUCCAUGUAUGGAGUUCCAUUAAGUAUAUGGUUGGGAAUGAAUUUCUCGAUUGCUGUUGUAGUUAUAUUUGUGUAUGGAGGAGCUCAUAUCAAAUGCCGGAAACUCAAAAACGCAAAUAGUCAUGUGAAACUGGUGGAAUCGGUUAAUCGAAUUUUGAAAUCUAUGAUAGUUGUUAUUUCUCUUUACGUUUGCACUUGGUUUCUAGCAUUACUUGUGAUUUUCUGCACAUACGUUUUAAAAAUGGAUAAUCCGUUUGUAAUAGCUCUUGAAAGUGUAACUGGAUCGCUUAUACUUUGUAAUUCAUCUAUGAAUAUUUUUAUAUACUUUUGGAGAACUCCAGAAUACAGAAAAGCUAUUCUUCAAUUUUACGGAGAAAUAACUUUUAAAUCGAAAGAAGCUUCAAGGAUACAAGUAUCGUUUAUUCCAAAAAAUCAACUUGUUUUAAUUUGA
Molecule: messenger RNA, 921 nt
Organism: Caenorhabditis elegans
Lineage: Eukaryota; Metazoa; Nematoda; Chromadorea; Rhabditida; Rhabditidae
Gene: srsx-22
Product: G-protein coupled receptors family 1 profile domain-containing protein
Exons: 7
Coding region: 1-921 (306 amino acids)
Biological process (GO): G protein-coupled receptor signaling pathway; signal transduction
Cellular component (GO): membrane
Molecular function (GO): G protein-coupled receptor activity
Source: RefSeq, marked reviewed